AUGAUGAAGGAGACCGAGGCCGCGCUCGCGGCCAACGGCGGCGCCACGCUGUCCGGUGCGUUCCCCCGUCUGCGUCGUCGCUCGUUCCUCUUUCUGUUGAUGCGCAGAAAGCCCGAGUUUCCUCCGUUUAGCUCACGUCCGGCCCUCAAAUUGUCGUGUAAUUGUGUUCCAUCAGGCCCAGACGCGCAACGCCUCGAGACGGACAAGCGCGAGCUCAUCGAGAAGCUCAAGAAGGCGGUGGCGGCUGGCAAAGCCAUGAAGAAGCAGCUGGAGCAGCAUCAGGAGGACAAAACGACGCUAAAGCGGCAGCUCGAGGACAAGGAAGGUGAGCUCAUGCUCGCCAUGUCCAAGGUAGAGGCGUUCCAGGUAGAGCUCCAGGCCCAGCAGCAGGACAAGGACGAGCUGCAGAAGACCGCAGCACAGGAAGAAGCGAGAGUGAUGGUCUUUCAAGAGGAGAAGAAUCGACUAACUGACCAGGUGGCGGCCAUGCUGGAGGACAAGCAACAGCGCGAGCGGGAGACCCAACAGCUCGUGGAUGAGAACCACACACUACAGAGUAAAGUAGACGAUCUCAUGCAGCAGGUUCAAGGUGCUAGAGAGCAACGAGAAGACGUCGAACAGAUGUACUUGGAGGUGGCGUCCAAGUUAAACCAGGCGUUGAGGGACAAUGACGAGCUGAAGAAAACUAAUUCGUCGGGAGACCGUAUAACUGAGCUGGAGACACAGCUUAAGGCACUGGAGAGCAAUGCCGAGCAGUUCGAACAGGAUAAGCUACAGCUUACACAGCAGAUCGAGGCGCUUACUGCGUCCAAUGACAGGGUAACAGCAGAGCUGGCUGAGGUCGCAGAUAUCCGCGAUAAGCUGCUGGUACACGUUGGUAUCGACCUGACGUUCGAGAGCAUCGAGUCGCUGCUUGAUACGAAGAACAAGGAGAUUCAGAUGCUCACGGAACAGCUCUCGGCCGCUGAGGCUCCUCAAGAACAGGCUAUUCGUGAGGCGGUAAGUGCUGCUGUUGCUGAGGCAGAAAGCCUGCAGUCGAAGUUGGAGACACUACAGACAGAGUAUGAUGCUUUGAGUAGCGAAAAGACUGAGCAGGAGAAGACGGUGGAGGAGCUUCGUGCGGAGUUGGAACGUGUCGCUGAGGAGCACUCAGCGUCGCUAGGAGAACAGCGACGAGCGUGUGAGGAACAGCGAGUGGAGAUUGACCAGUUAACAGCACAAUUGGAAGAUGCUAAGAUGCAGAAGCAGCAAUUUAGCAACGGUUUCUUUAUGAUUAAGGCCAAGAUCGAAGGACUGGUUGUUACGCUACAGAUAGACAAGCCCAUGUCCACAGAAUCUGAUGCGGAGAGCCCACGGUUAGAGGAACUGGAGGCGCAUCUGGAUCACAUUGAGAAGCAGCUUGUUGGUGCUGCGAAACCAGAUAUGAAUCAUCUUGAAAGCGAGUCAAAAACUCUUCAGGAACGGAUACACAAGUACGAGGAGGAGAACCAACUUCUGACUGCCAAACUUGAAGAAUGUGAAGCUGCGUUGAAGGCUCGUGCCAAUGAAAUGGAGAAGUUUGCAGCGAAGGCAAGAACUCUCAGUUCUGACUCCGAGAAGUGCGUAUCCUCGGGUGAAAAUGCUGCAUGCAAUGGUGACACACCUGAAAGCUCUAACGGAGACGCUAACGACCUCGAGCUGGAAGCUACGAGGGCCCAAUUACACGCAGUCGAGGCAGAAAUGGCAGCCUGCAAAGCUGAGAACUUGCGGAUGAUCUUCGAAGUAGCAAAAACAGCCGACAGUGUCGCGAAACUCAAGCAAGAUCAUGAAGAAUUGCUGGUGACGCACUCAAAGACAGCGUCUGAGUUGAAUACGGCUCAAGUGCAGCUCGAAUCACUGGAAUCUGCCAACAAGACGCUCGAAUCGGACUUAAAGCGAGCAUCUGAGACUCUACGGUGCAAUCUCGAGGCUUUCGCGAUGCAAAAGGAGGAUUUCCAGGCCAUCAUUGCCAAUUUGAAUACUGCUGUACUCACGACCGAGCAGGAAAACCACAAGAUUAAGCGCGACUUGGAGGAUAUCAAGACCGAGAACGACGUGUUGGAAGAGCGGAUCAGUGAGUUACACGCAGUUGCAGACAGCAAAACGGAGCCAGACGAGUCGCAAGAGAAAGACCGAGAGGUUGAAGAACUUCGCUCUUCAUUAGUCCAGGCCAAGGUGAACUUUUUGGAGCAAAAGCAGCAGCUCACAGCGCUGGAGAAGAAGCUGGUGGAGGUGUCCAAGUCAAGUGGUCCUGCUUGUACCGUAAAUAACGCAGCGUUAGACGCCGAGCGACGAGAGUUUGAGGCUGCGUUGAUCGAGAUGAUCGAGAUGGAGAAGAAGCUCCAAGUGGCUUAUGAAGCCAAGCAGGGACUGGAGUCUACACUGCAAGAGCGCAUGGAGGCGAAGGCGGAUCUUGAAGGCCGGCUAUCGAUUGCUGAGGACAAGAUCGCAGAGCUGGAGCAACAGCUGGAGCAGAAGGUUGCUCUCAUUGCCACGAUCGAAGAGCAGCUUCGACAAGUCGAAGAAGAACGGGAAAAACUGGCGGACGAGUUUGCCAAGACGAAAUCGAAACUGGAACGCAGCAGAGGCAAGUUGGAGGAGAAGGCCAUCGAGUUUGAGGCGUUUAAAACAACGACAAACAUGCUCAAGGAUGAACGCAGUAGAUUAUUCAACGAGAUUUCGCUGCUGAAGGACAAGAUCGCCAAGUCUGAGGCUCAAAAGGCAGAGAUGGCUGACUCCCAGGAGCUGGCUAAUGAAGAGCUGGAGGAGCAGUUGAACGAACUGGCUGAUAAGAUUGCAGAGAUCGAGGCAGAGAAGCAGGAUCUUCGUGCGAGGCUCGAGGAGACGGUGUAUCGCUCCGAAGAGGAUAUCCAUCAGCUUAGAGAGCGUUUGUACAUGCUUGAAGAAGAGAAAUCGGGGCUGGAUGACGAAAACUUCAAGCUGGAGAGGACGAUUGAGCAUCUCGAGUCCAAGCUGGACUCUCUGGAAGAGCAGAAGACGCAGCUCGAAGCAGCAAACGCGUCGAGCUCGGAACAACUAAAUCUUUUGGAAGAGAAGAUGGACAGAGCGACAAGCGAAAUCGCGACGUUGUCAGCAGAGAAGAACAGCUUAAUGGAUUUGCAGCAGUCACUCGAGCUGAAUGUGUCGCGUUUGGAAGAUGAUAAGGUCAAACUGGAGCAAACGUUGGAGGAAACGACGUCGAAGUUGCGUGACGAACUGGAGCUGGUUACAGAUCAAGUGAAAGCUCUGCAAACACAGCUUGAGCAAAGCGUUGCUGAGAAAGAUGAGCUUACAGCGUCAUUAUCGGAGCUGCGAGAGCAUGCUGAAGCGGACAAGUUGGCGAGCGAGGACGUGGCUGCUAGGUUGGAAUCUCAAGUCACAGAGAACCAAACGCUAGAGAACAAGAUUUCAGUGUUGAAGCAGAUGGCGGAGAAGGCGUUGCAGUCAUUGCAAGCUGGCCGUGACGAGCUGUCUGAGGCUGAAUCUCGCGCUGCUGUUCUGGUGGAAGAGCGUGAUGCUGUCAAGAUAGUAUUGCAGGAAAAACAGGCUGCGUACGAGGAGUUGACCGCUCAACGCGAGAGAUUACAGGAACAAGUCGAAGAGCUUAAGAGUAAACUCCAGCGUACGCAGGAGAAGCAUGCAGAGGAAACUGGCGCAGCGGAGGAGACGAUUCGUGCGUUAAAGGAUGUCGAGACGACGCUGACGGAGUCCCUGGAGUCUGUUAAGAGGGAUCUGGCUGAAGCUGAGUCUUGUGUGAUGGUGUUGGUGGAGGAGCGCGAUGCGGCACGAAAAGAUCUGACGGCGAAGGACCUCAAGAUUGAGGUGAUGACUUCUCAGCAAGGAGAGCUGGAGCUUGCGGCUCAGAAGCUGGAGAGUGAGCUUAACACGCUGCGGAGUAAAAGCUCAGCCGACGCUGAAGCGAGCCAAGAGAUCGUUCGUGAUCUUGAAGAGUCCAAGACUCAAGCAGAGGACACGGUUAACAGCCUGAAGGAGUCGUAUUCUCAAGCUCAAGUUUCUCUACAGACGAUCCAGGAGCAGCUAGCUGAGUCGGAGUUGCGGGUUGCAGCACUCGAGAAGGAACGUGAUGCUACCCGAACGUCUCUGAACGAACAGGAGUCGACACACGAGACGCUGAGUGCGCUUCAAGAGGACCUGCAAAAGAAGGUUGAUGCCUUGGAGACGGAGUUGAAGGAGCUGCGCGAAUCCAGCUCGGCAGAGUUAGCUGCUGCGAAUGAGACCAUCACAAGUCUGAAGAUUGCAGAGGCUGAAGAAUCAGAAACGUUAGCAUCUCUUCGUCAGGAGCUCGCAGAGGCUGAGGGGUGUGUGAUGGUGCUAGUUGAAGAGCGUGAUGCAGCCAAGAAGACUCUGAGCAAGAGAGAGCUGACUCUGGAGGUUCUGAGCUCGGAACAUGGCGAGCUGCAGCUUAAGAGUCAAUCGGUGACCACGGAGUUGGAAGCGCUCCGCAAUAAAAGUGUAGCGGAUGCUCAAGCUGCAGAAGAGACUGUGCAGGCGUUGAAACAGGAAGUGAAGAGCGUGACAGAGGCGUUAGAGUCAGCUCAGAAUGAGUUGUCGUCGUCCGAGACACGAGUGAGUUCCCUGACUGCUGAAUGUGAUGCCGUGACAAAGGCGCUGAGUGAAUUAGAGGCUGCACACGAGACUUUGAGAGAUCAAAAAGAGGAAUUGCGAGAGCGUAUCGAGAGUCUGGAGACUGAGAAAAACGACUUGAUAAGUCAACACUCGAGUGCGUUUGCAGCUGCCGAAGAGACGAUCCGUACACUGCAGACGUCAGAAGCUGAGGUGAAGGAAUGCUUAGAGUCAGUUCGAAAAGAAUUGUCCGAGGCAGAGACUCGUGUGGAGUCUUUGACUGGAGGAUUGAGGGACAAAGAUGGCAUUGUGAACGUUGGAAGGCGAGCUACAGGAGCUGCAAAGCCAGCGUGA
Phytophthora nicotianae INRA-310 is the source of this 4956-nucleotide messenger RNA. RefSeq lists its product as hypothetical. Lineage: Eukaryota; Oomycota; Peronosporomycetes; Peronosporales; Peronosporaceae. The coding region runs from base 1 to 4956 and encodes 1651 amino acids. The transcript has 2 exons. The record is from RefSeq and is a predicted model, not a curated record.